Molecule: messenger RNA, 3755 nt
Organism: Seriola aureovittata
Lineage: Eukaryota; Metazoa; Chordata; Actinopteri; Carangiformes; Carangidae
Gene: cavin4a
Product: caveolae associated protein 4a
Exons: 2
Coding region: 216-1205 (329 amino acids)
Biological process (GO): regulation of gene expression
Cellular component (GO): cytoplasm; caveola
Source: RefSeq, a predicted model, not a curated record
UAAAGGCGGUAGGUGGAGUUUCCCUUCUCCCCUGUCCCCAGACCUGAGUUUGGGUCACAGCGGUUGGGUGUUGCCACUCUCCAGUCUCCCUGCUGGUAACCCCAACAGUUCUGGUCCCCCUCCCCAAACUAAACGACACGUCUGCUAAUUUCAAGCAACUUUCAAACAAAUUUGAAUCAAGAAAUUACAUUUUUUUUUUACAUCGAAACAGUGCAAUGGAUCAGCACAAGUAUCGCACGGCGGGCGUCCAGGAGAAGCUGGAGAUCAUUGGGGUGGAGGAUGAGGCUGGAAACCCCAUCAGCGCCCUGACCAUCCUGUCGCUGCUGGAGCGUGUGGCUGGCAUCAUCGACAACGUCCAGUCCUGCCAGCAGCGCAUGGAAGAACGUCAGCUGGAACUGGAGAACAACAUCAAGACCAUCCAGGGCGAUGUCCUGAAGCUGGCCAAGGACCACACUGACACCAGCGGCACGGUGGAAAAGCUCCUGCAGAAGACCCGCAAAGUCAGCGCCAAUGUCAAGGAGGUCCGGACGCGCGUUGAGAAGCAGAACGUACGGGUCAAGAAGGUUGAAUCCACACAGGAUGAGCUGCUCACCCGCAACAAGUUCCGGGUCGUCAUCUAUCAGGGUGAGACGGAGAUCCCAUCAGUGGCCGUCACUAAGUCUCCUAAAGGAACCGGCUUGGACGGACUGGAGAUUGAUCCCGACUCCUACGACAUCCCCGCCGACCUCUCCUCAGAUGAAGAGUACCUGAGCGUGGAGGAGACCGACUCCUCACGAGCCGCUCGCCUCAAGAAAUCGGUCGUGAAGAGCACGGAGACCCUGAAGGCCGCAUUCUCCAAGGAGAACAUGAGCAAAACCAAAGACAACCUGGGCACCAAGUUCCACCACCUGGGUGAGAAGGUGAUGCCGCCCGAGCGGAGGGAGAAGAUGCACCAGGCCGGUGAGCGGCUGAAGCAGUCCGGCGAACGGCUGAAGGAGAACAUCGCCAAGAAGGCUCCGAACAAAGAGACCUUCCGCAUCAAGCUGAAGAAGGAGAGAGCCGUCGGCGAAGGCCAGGAGGGUGCUGAGGCCGACCCCGAGCUCCACACCCAGGGUCGGGCCGAGGAGUCACCGGUGCCGUCCCCGGGGGUCACCUACACCGAGGUCGGCCUGGAAACCAAGAGGGAGGGGCCUGUGGAGGAGUCCAGCGCCACCCGGAUAGGAUAGGAGGAUUACAGGAAGUAAAUCGGAUGUGAUAGGACAGCGCUGAUAUGAAGAGAAGGCGGGACACUUUUGGAAGAUUUAGAGAGAAGGUCUGUGAUUGGUCGACAAAAAGGAUGCACAUUUUAAUUGGUUUGAAUGUUUUAAAACAGAAGAAGUUAUUGAGAUGGGUAAAUUACUACAUGAUAUUUAUUAAAUCAGGUUACUCCAUUAAAUGUUACGUGUGACAGUUUUUAACAGUUACAUAAUUCAAACCUCUUGAUCUGAUACAAACUCAGACACAAAUGUGAGAAAGUUUAUUUGUGAUGCACUAAGAAGAAUUGAGGUUCAGGGUUUUAGAUAAAAAGGAGUUUGACUAAUUUGUGAGUCCAAAUUUCAAGAGAUGUGAGAUUGUUAACAAGUUGUGUUGUUAUUAGUAACCAGAUGAGGUUAAUUUGCACAAGAUGGCCCAAGAAGGAAGACGGCAAAAGGCUGAUGAAUGUUGAUGUGAAGUCUGUGUCUUGAUCUUUUAUCUGGAUGUACAUAUAAUGUCGUACAUACUGCCAAAAAGCAUGGAGGUGAAAGUGGUCCGUGCAGGCCUCAGCUGGUCUCUGAGAAGCCUGGUGGGGAGAGAAGAAGAAGAAUAACACGGAUUCAACGUCAGACUGGUUUCUGUACGCCAAAGCAGUAGGAGUAGAAGGAGCUGAAGUUAGAGUGAACUCUGUGGUGAUGGCUGAGGGACACGUUAAAACUGCACCAGGUAAAGAGAUUUCACUGGAAAUCCGACAUCAGUAAAAUGUAAUGAGUUCAUGUCAUGUGGGAUAAAUAAACACUGACGAGCUGAACUGUGGCAGUGCGACAGGAGGAGAGCCGGUCAUGGUUAGAUGCCAGCUUUUUGGAGCCACAAGUCUGAACCAGCUGUAGGAUGUAUCGGGGUAAUGUAGGAUUUAUCGGGGGUAGUCCGGUACAGAACAAAACACAACUGAAGUAGGACCAUCAAGGCCAGAGAAAGAAUAACUAGAAUCACCUCCUCAUGGUCGUCUGCCUCCUCCACUCAGACUAGUUUCAGGUUACAUCCCUGUUUAUCCUGAGUCAUAGAAAAUAUGAACCAUUUGUGUGAAACUUUGUCAUAAUUGAUGUGAAAUCUUGAGUAAUGGCUAAAAACUGUUUUGUGAGGUCAAACUGACCUAGACCUUUGACCUUUGCCCCCUAAAAUCUAAUUUGAGUCCAAAUUUGAAGAAAUUCCUUCAAUGCGUUACGGGAAGUAUGACGUACACAAGGACAAAAUUGCAUUUUGCAAGGUCUCCGUGACCUCGACCUUUGACCAUCAGAAUCUAUUCAGUUCGUCAUCAUCCUCCACAUUGAAGUGGACAUUUGUGCCACAUUUGAAGAAAUACCAUCAAGGCGUUUACAAGAUAUCGUGCCUACAAGAAUGAGAUGGACAUAUGGACAACCUAAAAACUAUAUGGCACCAGCUCUGAGUGGCAGCAGCUCUGAGGCAUAAAAAUUAGUAAAAUAAAAUCAAAGAUAGAAUAAGAUAAGAUAGUAAAUAACUUUGCAAUGACAAGAAUGAAUGAAUCUACUAAAGGCAUAAAAUGUCUUAAAAAUUUACAUCGAUUUUUUAAAUUCCUGACAAACAUUUAACGUCAAAUAUUUAUUUUAUAUCAUCACAUCCCGGCUCUAUAGUGAAAUAUUCAAUAUCAAAACAUCAUAUGACUCAUUUCACCAAACUUCAUCCUGAAAUAUUUGUUUGUUUGUUUUUUAACUUGAGGAUCUCCAGAAGAAUUUUAAAUAGAGUUUUGUGUUUUAACAUCAACAUUUGACAAAAAAAAAUCUUUGUCCAGUGCAACUUUAAGUCGAACUGAGCAGCACAUGUAUUAACCAGCUUUAAAACCUAUCAAACAGUAACACAACUCAUGGAGGCACAAAGCUGAUCUUUGUUUGCUCAGACAAACUAAUUACUCCUAGUGGUGAUAGUGUAGUGGAUUGAAGGUGGUCUGAGCUCUGCUGUUAGUGGCUUUAAAGUUUUUUCUGCACUGCUGCUUUUUAGUGUAUGAAUGUUUUUUUUUUCCAGUUUUGCUGCUUGAUAUUCAGAGUUUCAUUUAUUUAUUUAUUCUAGAGCAGUGAUUAGUGAGAUCACAGCUUUUAUCAGGGUCACAGCAGUUUCAGUCGGAUCCUGCUAUUGUCUGUAGAAGCUUUGCUUUUCUAGCGCUGCCAUUAUACAGUAGUACAGCGUCUUAUUCUGAAAGGUAUACUUCCUGUAUAGCUUUUAACUCAUGACUGUAUUUAUAUUGCUGUAUUGCUGCUGCGGAGUGGAUUUGAUGCAAUUAGGUUUAUAGUAUUUGGUUUGAACAUUUUGAACAAGGUCUCAUUUCUUACUCAUGUUUCAUUUUUUUUUCAUUUUGGGUCACAGCUCAGGUUCCAGGUUGUGUUUUGUUUAUACAGUCAUCUUUCACGUGAAAAUCAGCUGAUUGAUUGAAGACCUGUGUGUUGUUUGGGCCUGUGCUGUACGAGCAGUACCAGAUAUUAAUCAUGAUGUUUUGUUUUUGUAUAAAUAAAGUUCUCAUGAAACCUCAA